CCGGGGCCGGGCUGGCGGGUGGGCAUUGCCGGCUAUAGCAAGUGGGCUUCCUCAGGGGGCCUCGGAGAACCUCGAGAGCUGGGACCCGGGCACGUCGAGCUCCCGCCACCGGGGAGGGAAGCUGGGCUGAUGAGCUGCACGCGCGAGGUCUCUGGCCAGAGGGCUGCCCCGUCGGCCCUUCACUGAGAGAGGGGACCCAGGUCUGCCUGGAGCUGGUGCUGCUGGAGGACACAAACGCUCCCUCUCUCUUCUCUUCCAAAUCGUUCUGCAAAGCCCCAGUCAUGUGCAGAGAUGGGGACUGGAAUUUGAAUUAGGGGCACCUGGGCACAGGAUCCUUUGGGGAUGGUGGUCGUGGGGAGAUUCGUCGCGGGGAGAUGGGUAGAAAUGGAAGGAGACUCCGGGAAUGAUGGGGAGUGAAAGCGGCUCACCGUAGUGAGUGGCAGGCAUGCCUGAGCCUAGGGCAGUAAGGGACCUUAGAACUGACAGCUUUGGUAGGCUGGCGGUGUGGGACAGCGGAGCCGAUGAUGGCACGAAAAGGAGACAUCUGGGGGACUGAAGUUCUUUAUGAGUGACGCUAAACUGGUUGAUUUGGGCUUCAGAGUGGGGUCGUAAGUUUAGGCUGAUUGCAUGUACAAGAGGGGAACGUUGAGGGUUUGGAAUUGCAGGGUUUACCUUGUGAAAGGAAAAGAGUGGGGAGAGUGAACCAUAUGGGUCUCUUAAAGCGUCUCUCUCAGUGCCCGAAUGGAAAAGGGUGCUUGAAACACAAAAUUGGAGUGCGAACUUGUGCAACAGCAGUCGAAAGCGCGGAUAGUCGGGUGCUUCCGGAUAGUGGAGAACUUUGGUAUUUGGAAGUGCUCUGGAGACAGGGACUUAAUCAUUGACGCGUUUUGAUUUAAAAAUGUAUGUGACACUUGAAAAUCAGCUCAGAGAAUGUAAUUUGAAUAUGGGAAACAGCUUUUGCAUACACUUUGACCUUGCCUGUUUCUUAAACACGAUUUAAAGUUACCUUGAGGAACAGCUAGAUGCAGCUUGGGGGUGCGGAUUAAUUUUCAAGAAAAGAAGUACCAGAAAAGAAUUUAAAUUUUAUAUAUAGUAGAUAUUUCCAAGUUUUUGGUAGAUUUUAAGGAAGCCUUGAACACAUUUUAAAGAAUAGUGUUAUAAAAGCAAGAAUCGUUUGAUUGAUGUCCAGCUCCGUGUGAAAGAGAAGCCAAAGGUACUUGCAGUCCAGUCCUCCUUUCUAGAGUGAAAUUUGAAGAACUACUGAAUGUAUGUACUGGAUUUAGAAAGGUUUUAUGUGCUAAAAGUUAUUCAGUUUAAAUAUUGAAGGUUGAACAGUAUCUCCUUUUGCCUUUCACGUGGCUCAUCUGUACAACAUUUACAGUCAGAGUCUGGCCUCAUUCAUGAUCCAGUUUUACAGGAAAGAAAGUGACUCAGCUUACAAUAAAUUAAAAGUUGUUAAAAUGAGCACUUGUAUUUACUAUUUCUUCAAUUGGCUUUUGGAAUUCUCUAGCUGUAGAGGCUCAACCUGAUUGAAUGUGCCUAUUGUCUUCCUGACCUAACAGUUUCCUCUCCAGCGCUUGGAAGCUGUUUGUGGACGCCACCAGAAUAGCUGAGGAUAUAGAACACCACAGGUAGAACCAUGCGUACCCUCAUAGUUUUCAUAAAUGGGAAAAAAAAAGUCCUGUCAGGAAUAAGUGCGUCCAAAUGAGUAUCUAUGAGGGAAACAGCAAUUAUGCGCCAGAAUAAAUAAUUCUGAGAGAUAGGCCAGGGCUGACCACGGUGGGCCAGGCCUGUAGUUCAGUACUCUAAAAGCUGACACCCCAGGAUGGUGAGUUCAAGACCAGUAUGGGCUGCUGCAUAGCAUUAUCCUGUCUUAAAGAAAAAAAAAAAAGAGAGAAAAAAUAGCUUUCAAAGUAACCCAGAGAUGCCGGCAUGACAGAUAAUAUAACUUUAUAUCAGCUCAUUAAUCUUCUGAUUAGAUUUUUUUUUGUAAAUAUUUUUAUUUUUAAAAGACACAGGUGUUAUGUUGUGUUUCCCAGGCUGGGCCAGAACUCCUGGCCUCAAGUGUUCUUCCUUCUUCAUCCUUGAGAGAAAUUGUAAAUGUCCUUCACCUUGCCUCCUUCCCACUCCCACCCCCUUAUAAAACCAGUAUUGCUUAAAAGUCAGUACUGAGACACUGACCGUUAUCCGGACUCCCCAGGAAAGAGACAAAAGACUCAGGUCGUGACUGGAUAACUGUUGUCUGUGAUAUUCUUAUCUAAUCUUCCAAGAACUCCAGAGAUAACUAUUUUUCAAAUACAGAAUAAUCCUUAAAUUAUAUGAUCAGGCCAGGAUUGUAUCACCAGUAAGUAACUGGUGGAGUCAGAAUUGGAAGGCAGGUAUGUUUGCUUCCUAAUUGAGGACUCCUGUAAUUACACAAGCGGUUUGAGACUUUGUAGUGGCAUUCUACUGCAGUUGAGCUCUUUGAAUAGCAUUUAUAAAUUGUGUUAUCGAUGCAUAUAUUGCUGAGAAUGAAUAUUGUUCUGAGAAAACUCAAUUUCUGACACAAAGGAAUUGCUAUAAUGCCUUGCCCUUUGCUUAUAUCCAUGUAAUGAACGUAAUUAUAUUACUCAGCGAAAUGGGCUAAAAUAGCUUGUUCCUGCUAUUGAAGAAGAAAACCUUUGGUUGUUUGGUGUAAUUGUAAGAUGCAGCAUUAAAAAGCAUUUUUAUUUUGGCAUUGGAAGGCUAUUGAACAUUUUACCCUUAAAAAUAGUUUUUAUAGUUUUUUUUUUUUUUUUUUUUUUUUGGCUGUAGAAGAUUCCAAAGGGUUGUAAUGUCUGUUAAUGACCGUAAUGCAACCUGGUUAAAGUCAACAAUAUAGAUGGGGAGAUCUAUCUCCAGUAUAGCAAUAGGUGUAUUCAAAACUAAGGCAUCGUUACUGGCCUCUUGGGAAAUUAUCUAAAUAGGAAUUCCUAAAGCUCCCAAUAUUAGUUUUCUACUUUAUAGUUUAUUUUUUUCUUAAAGGAAAUAUUCCUGCAGCUUAUUGUUAUAUAUUAUCUUCCAACUUGCUUUUUUAAAUUUAAUAUUAUAAAUCUUUUUCAUGUCAUAUCUGACAUGUUCUGACUUAUUCUAAUAGCCAUCUAAUAUUCCAAAUUAUGUAUGUAUCCUAAAUUAUUAUGUCAGUAAUAGUUUGUCUCCACAACUUCCCCACUUUUAAGUCUUGUUAUUUAUUUUCUUGAUAUUAUAAACAGUGUUGCUGGUAUCUUUAGGUGAUGUUUGAAUAGGGGGUAUGUCUGGGUCAAGGAAACAUGUUCCUUACCAGUGUUUACCCCAGAGGUUAAGGCACUGGAUGUUGCCAGAGCACACACAUGCUCAGGUUUACAUUUCUGACACUGAGGCUGUGAAACGAUGCUGUUAAGUCAACUAGUAGUUCCUUAGUUUGUAGUUAAGCCUUUUACGUUGUUUAUUGCUUUCUACUUGUUCUUGUUCAUUUGGAUAAUUUACUACUUUUUAGUUAUUUGGGUUUUUAAAUGUUAAUGUAAAUAAAUCAUUUGUUCUUUAUAUCUGCUCUUUUCUAAGUCUGCCUUUGUCUCAACUGUGGUAUAGUUUAUACAGAAAGGUUAAAACUUUACACAAAUCUUAACAAUGUAGGCAAGUAGCUUUCAUUUGAGACUUUGCUGAACCAAGGUAGUAUAGUCUCUGUACUUGAGUAGAAUACUUUAUAGUUUUUAUUUUAUAUUUGCCCUUUAAACCGUUUGUUUAUGCACAGAGAUUUACUGUGUUUUCUGAUAAAUAAUCAUUUAUGGCAAAUGUAUUCAUAAAUAAUCUGUCUUUUCUCAUGUAAACCCUGUUAUUCCUAUGCUAAAGCUUUGUGUUCUCUCAGCUCAGUUGGUUUCAUAGUCCAGUCUUUUUCAUUAACCUGAAGUUCUUUAGACAUCAGGAACAUGUGUGUGUGUGUGUGUGUGUGUGUGUGUAUGUAUGUGUGCACAUAUAUACACAUACAUAUGCAUACAUCAAGAUGUGUGAAUUUUCUAAAACUAUAUAUAGCUCUUAUCAGAUUUAUAAGGGAUGAUGUGAUUCCCUAUACUGGUUUAAAAAUAAAUCACCAAUAUUUAAUAGUUUAAGUAACCCAAGACAGAAGUUUUGAAAACCAUGCGCUUCCAGGUCAGAUUCUUGGAUGCUGCUACGCUGCUGUGAUAAACACUUGCACACCACGGGUCACUUUUUGAAUGCAAGCACACUGAAAGCUUAGGCUCAGCUCCAAGCGAUUACUCAUGGUACAUAGGAACCCGUAAGGAAUUUAGGUAGAGAUUUGGGUUCUCUCUCUUAAGUUACCUCUGUAAACAUUCCAAAGUCAGAGAAACACUUGGGGUUCUGAGUUUGUGUUUCGGCCUGUAGAUAUUAGCUGGUAAAUAAAGCAAGCAUAGUUUUAAUAGUCAUGUUGACAGCCUUUGGCUCAUUGUUGACAUGUGCAAGAUAAGGACCAUAGUUAUGAAGAGCUUUCUCUGGGAAGUUACGCUUGAAAACGUUAUUCUGAAAAAAUGCAUUCCUGAUUGUCUGGCUAGAUGGUUAUGUUCAAGAUGGUGUGGUUGUAGAUCAUAUACCUAAUUUUCUAACAAAUGUGAAAGAAUAGAAGCGAAAAUUAAUGUAGCCGUGACUCAGAACUGUAGCCUGCUGGGCAUGGUGGCACACGCCUUUAAUUCCAGCACUUGGGAGGCAGAGGCAGGUGGAUUUCUGAGUUCGAGGCCAGCCUAGUCUACAGAGUGAGUUCCAGGACAGCCAGAGCUACACAGAGAAACCCUGACUCAAAAAACCAAAAAAAAAAAAAGAAGUUGCUGUUUGUGAAGAAUAGCUAGGACUCUCAGGAGUGUGCCCAUUGCUGGUGAUGACUGAUGGAACAGGGUCACAAAAGCUGCUUUUCCUACAGAAUCAGAGAGUUAAGACCUUCUUCCUAUAGGGCGUAAACAUUUUAAAUAGCAUAUGUGAGUCACACAUUUAUGAAGCCACUCUGGGCUUAUGGAUGUGUGAGGGUAUGGUCCUUUGAGUGAGGAACAUGGUUCCAUGUAAAUUACGCAGUUGUUGACUUUGGUGAAAAUUGUUAAGUACUGUUGUCUCAAAAUUCUACCGAAGAACUAAUUCCAGGGUCACCGCUGAGACUGCUGUUUUGGGAUUUGGUAGUUUUCGAGAAAUGCUUGAAACUAUGCAGAUGCCACCUGUAGGCAAAUGGAGCAGUAGCUACAGGUGAGAGGUCUUGAUUAUCAGGUUAGCAGGGAAACAGGAAAUUUUAGAAAUGCUGGUUUGAUGCGUCACUUACCGAAUCUUGCUGAAGAUGGCCGGAAACAUCACUUGAAGUAGCUGAUCGCAUGGUAAUUCCAGGUGGUCUGUUUCUCGUCCUGGUAAGCUUUCUAAUAGUUCUGUUUAGCAUGUAGUAAGACCAGGUUGAUAACAAAUAUCCAAACACUGUUCUCUGGGAAGCACUUCACAAGAGCGGAUGUUCAGAAGAAUUUGAUAGGGUUCACAAUAACUUCAUUAUUCACUGUUUUCUCUCCACCCACCAGCGCCUGUAGUCAACGCCCUCUUUUCUGCCUGUUAACUACAAGUCAGUGCUCCAGUUGGGUCACGUGUGCAUCUGAUCCCACCCUCCAUGUCUCAGGACACAGUUCUAGAAGUUUUCUGUUGUACUGUCGUAAUCAUGCACCCACCCCCCGCCCCCCGCCCCUGCCAUUCUUCUGGAUUCUUUGUGAACAUAUUUCUCUCCAAGCCCCAAAUUAGAAACCACCCAGCUAACCCUUAUUCCACAACCCUGCUCCCCUUCCCAGAACUCUGUAGAACUCUCUUUAGGUACAGUCGUCACCGUGGCAUUUCCUGAAUGCUGUUACCGUUUGUGUCUUCAUCUUAGCAUGUCAACAGAAUUGGAUACAAUUCUGGAUACAUGCUUCAUAGGCAUUGUUUAUUGGGGCCCAAGACGCACACUGUUAGUUGUGUGGGCCUCCAUUUCUGUCUCCGGGCCCCCUUUCUUCCUACUCGGUUUUGAGAGCUUUCUGAUUCUCUCUCAGCUGGUGCUUUAUAUGUUGACAGUUUAUAAAUGCAGUAAUGCUCUUAGCUCAGGCCUAUUUUCUAGGCAUUAGACUUACAUAAUUCAGCUUCAUUGACAUUUUAGUGGAAGGGGGGGUUAACAGACUUUUCAAAUUCAUUAUCUCCAGAACUGAUCAUCUGAUCUUUCUGUCCCUGUGUCACCCAAACUCAGUUUCUUUCCUUCUCAUUUUGACGAAAGCCCCAUCCCUUAAGAUUCUCAGGUUUCCUGGGACCUUUGCUUUUUCUCUGCAUCUAAUGUAUCAGAAAUGUCACAUUAGGGCUGGUGAGAUGGCUCAGUGGGUAAAAGCACCCGACUGCUCUUUCGAAGGUCCAGAGUUCAAAUCCCAGCAACCACAUGGUGGCUCACAACCAUCCGUAACAAGAUCUGACUCCCUCUUCUGGAGUGUCUGAAGACAGCUACAGUGUACUUACAUAUAAUAAUAAAUAAAUCUUUAAAAAAAAAAAGAAAUGUCACAUUAGCUUCACUUUAAAGUACUUGUAGACUGAGCCUGAUGUCUGUCACUUUACCGUUUCCGCCCUAUUUAAAGAUGCUGUCGGCUCUCCUCUGGAUCACUGCUCUGUUUUCACUCAUCUCUGCUUUUACACAGAGCCCUUCCCAGCUCAGUACAACAUAAAUAAAUGAGACAAAUCUUUACCUUUUAAAGGCAGGGUCUCAUGUAGCCCAGGCCAGCAUCAAACUCAUCAUAUAGCCAAAUAUAAGAAUAGCCUUGAACUUGGGAUCCUCUGCUUCUACCAGGGAUUGCAGAAUGUCCCCCAAGUCCAGAUCUAUACAGUACCAGGAAUCAAAUAAUCAGACCUAGGGCUUCCUGUGAUCAAGGCAGUCUACCAACUGAGUCCAUCCCCAGCCUGAAAUUUGAGUUAAAUCUUGUCAUGCAGAACAGGAGAAGAUAUUCGCAAAACAUAUAUCUGAUAAGGGUUAGUGUCUAAGAUGUUUAAGGAACUCAGCUCAGUAGUAAGAAAUAAUCAGAAUUAAGUGAUCUGAGAAGAUAUUUCUCAAAAGAAAAUUACCAAUUCUUAACAUAUGCAAGAGCACUCAGUAUUAUUAAUUGCCAGGGAAAUAUGAAAUGAGAUGCUACCCACAUCCCUUAGAAAGACUGCUAAUGGAAAGGUGGAAAACAACAAGUGUUGGGAAAUCGUGGAUCAAGGAAAACCUUUAUGUUGGUGAUGGAAAUGCAAAUUAAUAUACCAGUAUUGAAAAUGGGCUCAGCCGGGUGAGGUGGCACACGCCUUUAAUCCCAGCACUUGGGAGGCAGAGGCAGGCGGAUUUCUGAGUUCGAGGCCAGCCUGGUCUAAAGAGUGAGUUCCAGGACAGCCAGGGCUACAUAGAGAAACCCUGUCUCGAAAACCAAAGAGAGAGAGAGAGAGAAGAAAAAAGAAAAUGGGCUUAUCAAAGAAUGAAACCAGGAACUGCCUUGUAAUCCAGUCCACCAUCGCUUCUAGGUUCCUAGAAAAUGAAGUCAGUGUGUCAAAAAGGUUUCUGCAUCAUCCUGGCUAUUGCAGAGUCAUUUUACAGCAGCAGACAUAAGCAGUCAACCUUAGGGUCCAUGGAUGGAUGGAUAAAAACACAUUGUCACACAUGCACAAUUGAGUGCUACUUAGCCACGAAAAGAAAGCAAGCGUGGCGUUUGCUCCUGCACACAGGAAGAAAUGAGGUUAGGUCGGAUAAGCCAAGCACAGCAGGCAAGCACUGCAUGAUCCCGAGUAUGUGUGGGAUCUGAGAAAGCUGAACUCCAGGAGAGCAGAGGGUGGAUUGGAGGUUCCCAGGACUGGAGUGUGAGAGGUAAGGGCUGGGGAUAGAGUUAGAGAACAGAAGUGUCUGUGGUAGCUCUGUCAGUUCCUUUUCCUGUCGCUGUCAUAGAAGCAGCACAAGGGAAGCGCUCACUGCUGGCUCACAGUCCGAGGCACCGUUCAUCGUGACGUGGAGGCAGCCGAUCACACCCACAGCCAGGAGACAGCCACGAGUGCUGUUGCUCAGGUUGCCCUCUCCUCACCCUGUCCGGGGUUCCUCAAGGAAUAGUAUUCCUCACAGCGAUGGCCCUAAUCUAGAUCGUCACUCACAGGCAGCUCAGAAACUAGCGGAAUCCAGGCGGCCCCGCCGGGCGGAGGCUGAUUUAAUCUACAUGAUCCCUGCUCUGAUGCCUUGGUCCUGGUGAUUCUUGAUCCGAUCAAGCUGACCGUAGUGACUAUAACCCUGUGACUAUAAUGAAUGGCAGUGUAUUGUAUACUUACAAAUUUGGUAAUAACCCAAGUAGGUCAUAACAGAAAAUAAGUGUGAAGUAUGGCAUGCGGUUUGGUGGCUUGAGUUAGCAGUUUUACAAUGCUUUGAACAAAAAAUGUAGAGUUGCACUUACCAAUUUAAAAUGUACUGUAAGCCCCAGAUAUGUUAGUGUGUAUCUGUAAUCCCGUUUGCUCGGGAUGCUGACCCAAGAGGCUUGCUUAGGAUGUGUUUAAGGCCAGCGUGGGUGACCCAGAGAAACUCGGACUCAGAAUGCGUUAGACGAGGACAAUUUUCAAAGAAAAUGAUAAACUUUCUCGGUGUGCAAGUGAGUGUGAGGAAGUUUAUUCUGUUACAAGUGGUGAGUGCUCUCCGUGUCUGUGGUGCUAUUCAGGCCUCCUUGACUUGUGUUUUUCUUUCUGCUUAAUUUGCCCUGUCCGAUUUUGAAUUCUUUUUGGUGGUUGUGGAUAGCUGUCUCUUCUUUCAGUUCAUUUUGCUUAAUCUAUUUUGAGGUACUGCGAUGAGGAGUGUAAAUGUCUAAGGAUCGUGUCUUUGUAGCCAGCCUCUUUCAGUCUGAGUAACUCCAUCCUUGUUAAUAUCCUUUGCUCUGGGACAAGUGUGUGUGUUGGAGAAGCCAUUCCCGAGCAACAGCAUUGGGGGUAGUGUGCUCCUGCUACCCCUCACCAGGCUGGCACCAGGCGGCUCCUGGAUUUUGAGCUUCCCAGACUUCACGAGUUUGAGGAAGUAAGAUUUCCUUUAGAGAUUAUCCAAUCUCGGGGGUUUUGUUGUAACAACACAAAUUGGUCCAAGUCAGUCGUGUACUUUGUGUGAUGUUAAUGUAGAUGCUUUUCUUUCGAUGGGCGUCAGUAUGGUGUGUUUCUUCGUCUUGUCAUUGGAAGCCAGAGGGUGCCAUGGGACGUCUGGAUCAUUUGCUUCUCAACAUUUUUUAAAUCCUUCUUUUCAUAUGUUUGAGUAUGUAGUGUCGAGCCUGUGUGUAUUCAUAUGUGUAUGUGGAUGCGUGGGUGCACGUUUGUGUACAGGAGCAUGUUUAGGUUGUGUGUGUGUGUGUGUGUGUUCAUGUGGGCGUCCAGGGUUAAUAUUAAGAUCCGCCCUUCUAUAGGCUAUUGCUUCUUUUGAGUCAGGUUCUCUUAGUCCUGGGGCUCACAGAUUCAGCUGGUUUUACCACCUAGCACUAAAAACAUCCCAUCCUUUCACUUUGGAGGCUGGAAUUACAGGUGGACCACGGUGCCUACCAGGAUUCCCAUGGGUUCUGGUGAUCUGAACUCUGCUCUGCUUGCUUGAGCCAUUUCCCCGUGCCUCCGCCUUAGUUUUGGAGAUAGGAUUUGUAGUAGUCAGGGUUCUCUAGAGGAGCAGAGCUGAGAGAAUGUGUCUGUGUGUAUACACACACACAUACAUACAUACAUGCAUAUAUACAGAUACAUGUAUAUGGAUAAUACAUAUAUACAUGUAUUAAAAAGGGAUAUAUUAGAGUGGCUUACAGGCUGUGAUCUCCCUAGUGCAACAAUGGCCGUCUCCCCAUGGAAGAGACACGAAUCCAAUGGUUGUUCAGUAUAUCUUGGAAUCCUAAUGAAGUAGAUUCUGAUACCAGCAAAGGAAUACCUCAGCGGCAAGGUAGAUGAGCUUGCCGACAGAGCGAGGCAAGCAGUCAUGCUCUAGAAGCUUCCUUCUAGAAGCUUGUUCUAGAAGCUUCCUUCAUCACGUCUUGUUUGUGGGCUGCUACCAGAAGGUGUGGCCCAGAUUUAGGAUGGGUCUUCUACCACAAAUGAUCCAAUCAAGAAGCCCCUCAUGGUGGUGCCCAGCUGCUUGCGAUAGCUGACUCCAGAUGUGGUCAAGCUGACAGCCAAGAUUACACAUCACAGGGUGCCUCAGUGAGCCUGUAGGUUUAUGAGUUGCUACUCUGUCUAACCAGUGAGCCCUGGGGCUCUGCCUGUCUUCCUUCCCAGUUCUGGGCCCUUGAGAUGUCUGUGGCUACACGAUCCUUUAAUCUGGGUACUGGGAUUCAAACUCAGGUCUUCCUGCUUUCUCAGUAAGCACUUUUCCUUUGAUACAUCUUAGACACUUAAAGAUUGGUUGUAGGCAGCAUAUAGUUGAAUUUUGAAUCUAAUUUUACAAUCUCCUCUGUAAGUGGAGUGUUUAAAGCAUUUGCUUUUGAUGUAAUUCUUGAUGUUGUUGCCUUUAAAUCUCUGAAUUGCCUUUGGUUUCUUUGUUCCAUCUGUUCUUUUACUUUUUCUGCUUUUAGGCUGAAAGCUGCUCUCCCUUCCCCCAUUUUUUCUCAUUGAGUGAGACACUAGCACUGCUUUGUGCGUGUGAAUGUGGUUUCUUUAUGAAUUAUGGUAUAAUAUGUACCAUAAAGUUUGUUAAAAUUCUUAAUACAUCUGCAGUACAUUAUUUUUGCUUUAUGUAGCCGAUUAUAUUUUAUGAAGACGCAAACAUUCUCAGGCGUUUUAAGUUUCACGUGUGUGUUUACUGUCUGUGGUAUCUCUGAUUCCUCUGUGUUCAUGCAGAUUUUCAUUUUUCUUUCAUCCUAUGAGAUUUCUAUAUCAUUACUUAUACCGAAGAAUCUGGUCUGAAUUCUUUUCAUUUUCGUAUGUCUAUAAAAGCAUUCACUGCCUUAAUGGUUGAAAACAUUUUUGCUGAGUACAGAGGUCAACAUUAAUAUGUCUUGUCAGAGCUUUGAAGAUUUGGUUCCACGGUCUCAGCUAUGAUUUGUGUUUUUGUUCCACUGUAUGUAAUACAUUGCUUUCUCAUGUUCGGGGCUUGUGUGGUUUCUCACUCGGUUUUAAGUGAUUUGAUUAUCAUGGCCCUUGCUGUUGCUCCCUGUGGUUCAGCUAUGAAAUAGUCUCCCCUAGCCAUGUGUUGAGGACUUGGUACCCAGGGCUGAGUUUAGUUAGAGGUGUGGCUUCUGGGGAGUGUUUAGAUCACGAGUUCUCUGCCAGACACGUAGAGUGGUUAGUCCACUGGUGGUUUCAGUUUGAUGGCUGCAUUGGAGGUGCUGGGAGCCAGGACACCAGGCUUCUUGGGGCAUGUGCACUCGGGGUGGGGAGUUAGUGUGAGCCUUCAGAGGUUGACCUUGUUCUGGCUCUCCCCUCUGUAUCUCUGUGCCAUGGCUAUUGUGAGGUGCCCAGCCUUGCUUUCCCGUGCCUGCACUUUAAUGUGCUUCAGUGCAGGCCAGGAGAGCGGAGUUAGCCAGCCAUAGGCUUCAAUGUCUAAAGCCUGAGCCAAAAACUUGUCUCUUCUAGUUUGUUUUUCUCAGAUGUUUUCACAGGAUGCAGAGUUGACUAAGACCCUUGGGGUUUUCGGACUUUUUUGGACAUAUGAAUUUAUAGUUGAUAUUAUGCUUGCAUAUUAGGGCUGUUAUUCUUCAAAUGGGUUUUCUGUGUUCUUUUCCUUCUCCUUCAGAAACUCAUAUGUGUGUUGUGUUGCGUGGACUUGUCCAGAACUCAGUGAUGUCUUCGCAUUUCCCCAGACGUUUUCAUAUUUGUUCUUUUAAAUUGCUUUGGUAUUGUCUUCUGUACUGUAGAAUCGGCCUUUUUCCCAGGCAGUACGCCCUUCUCCCUACCAAUCCUAAAAGUUCAGUUUGGAUGUUUAAUAAAUUGUUUUCUGUCUACAGCCUUAAGAUGUGCUCACUUUCCUGUCUUUUCUUUAACAAACGGAACGUUGUUAUCAUUCUUCUGUUUCCUUGUUUAUUAAAUCUGCCUUCCCUGUCAUCUCUGAGGUUCUUUUUAUGGACUGGCGUUUCUGUUUCUUAUGAACAAGACUUUCUUACCUCUAUCCAAACUAUCCCAAUGAUUUUUAACUGGGAGCCUGGCAUUGUGAAUUGUCUUCUGUUAUAUAUUGCAUAUUUCCAUAUUUUUGUAAAUACUCCUAAGCUGCAUUUGGGGGCAUGUUCAAGUUAUCUAGAAACAAUCGAUUUUUUGUUUGUUUGUUUGCUUGUUUGUUUCUUUUGGUUGUGUACAGGGGAUUACUGUAGCCUUUAAUUUACAGCUGACUCUGCCCUGAGCAAAGGCAGUAUCUUUGUUACCUCCUCAGGAUUCUCUGUAAUGUUCUGUGCAUUGCAAGAGUUUCCCGUGUAGCCCACGGGAGCAUUGGUUAAGACCUUCACCCGGGUCUUGAAUGCUUCGUUAGUUUCUUCUCAGCCUUACACUGCCCGGCUCUUUGCUCAUUCUGAACUGUGUCCUCCUUAGUACUCUGACCAGCAGACUCACUGCCACGGUUUCCCUGCGCUCCACCUCCAGCCAACCCCUCCCGCUUCUUCUUUAGCUGAAAGUCACUCGGCGGGAGUGAUUUGCCACAAAGCACUGCAUGCUUUUACCUAGAUGGCUUUCCCGGUGUACCUGCAGAGGAAAUGAGUGGGACCCCUGGAAUCUGGGAAGAUGGGCAGGAGAUGACCUGUAAGUCAGAAGUCAGGCUUUCCUUGUGACCCAGCCCAGUAAGGGAGAUGCUGCCGAUGUGAAAGGGCAAUUGCAAGGCACGAAGUCCGAGAAAUUGAACAGCGCCAUACAAUGGAUGGCCCUCGGCAGGAUGCAACUCUGGAUGAAGAAGAAGACAUAAUCAUCAUUUAUAACAGAGUGCCCAAAACUGCAAGCACCUCGUUCACCAAUAUAGCCUACGACCUGUGUGCAAAGAAUAGAUACCAUGUUCUUCACAUCAACACUACCAAAAAUAACCCAGUAAUGUCAUUGCAAGAUCAGGUGCGCUUUGUGAAGAACAUAACCACCUGGAACGAGAUGAAGCCAGGCUUCUAUCACGGACACAUCUCUUACUUGGAUUUUGCAAAAUUCGGUGUGAAGAAGAAACCAAUUUAUAUCAAUGUCAUCAGGGACCCUAUUGAGAGGCUAGUUUCCUACUAUUACUUCCUGAGGUUUGGAGAUGAUUACAGACCAGGAUUAAGGAGACGGAAACAAGGAGACAAAAAGACCUUCGAUGAAUGUGUGGCUGAGGGCGGCUCCGACUGUGCUCCAGAGAAGCUCUGGCUUCAGAUCCCGUUCUUCUGUGGCCACAGCUCAGAAUGCUGGAAUGUAGGGAGCAGAUGGGCCAUGGACCAGGCUAAGUCUAACCUCAUUAAUGAGUACUUCCUGGUGGGAGUCACCGAGGAGCUCGAGGACUUCAUCAUGCUGCUCGAGGCAGCUUUGCCCCGAUUCUUCCGGGGCGCUACCGACCUCUACCGUACAGUAGGAAAGAAAUCUCACCUUAGGAAAACCACAGAGAAGAAGCUGCCCACCAAGCAGACUAUCGCGAAGCUGCAGCAGUCUGACAUUUGGAAGAUGGAGAAUGAGUUCUAUGAGUUUGCUCUGGAGCAGUUCCAGUUCAUCCGAGCUCACGCUGUCCGCGAGAAAGACGGAGACCUCUACAUCCUGGCCCAGAACUUUUUCUACGAAAAGAUUUACCCUAAGUCGAACUGAGCGCAGGUGUGGCCAGAGCACUCCUGCCCCGGAACUUGACUGUGUCACCACCCUUCUCAGCCCCCUGCUGAUGCGUGUGCGAGCUGUGAGCCACGCUGAGCUGGGGACAGACAUGAAUGUCAAGGAGUGAGAUGCUGGCGGGCUGGCGGAGUCCUGUGGAGUUUUUAACUUUCUGGCAUUUUUACUUUUUUGUUGUUUUAUUUUCGUUUUCAUGAUAGUUAUAAUCUUCUCCUGGUGCAGGGACAUGGGGACUUACAUUGCCUAAAAUACACACAUGGACGUUUAGUCAGAUGGCUGAAUACCAUUUCAGAAGAGGUUUGCAUAAGCAUUUCUUUGCCUCUCCUUGAAUGAAGAGGAGUCUGUUUGCCACUUACCCUUCUGGAGUUUGUGCCGCCACCUCUGCUGGAUAGUGCUAAAAUAUGUUUGGCAGUAUCUGAUUUAUUUGUAUGAAUCAUGUCUCACAAAGUUUAUUAGAAUGUUUGAUCGUGUUUUCCCAGAACAUUUCUGCUACAGUUGGGUUUGCCCAUAUUUAUGUAGGCUUUAUUUUAUUUUAUUUGAUGAUCAUUAGUGUUAAAGAAAUCAACUUAAACCAUGAAUAAUACUGUAAGAAGGUAAAAAGUUAAAGCAGUAUUCCUGACUCCUGUCACCCCAGUAUCCAAUAUUGGAAUGAUAUUUCUAAGAAUGUGGACAUUAUCUGAGGCUUUCUUAAGGAUUUCCACAUAUCAAUAUCAAAAAAUUGAGUUUAAUACUUGUUCCUUCAUGGCGUAUCUGUACCCCUGAACACUGGCAUAUUGGUGACCGCACAUGGCGACUCCAUCAGUGAGCUGUGAUGUGGGUAGGAUUUGCCUACUCUGUACUUUUACCUGUAGACUAUUUUUACUACGGUGCUUUAUAAUGUGUUUUAAAGCAUUGCAUUUACAAAAGGAAAGUGCUGUAAAUAUUGCAUAUUUUAUGUAUUUGGACCAAAAAGUUACAAGUAAGUAGACAACAGUGGUGUUGCACCCGUUUUAUUAUGUCGAGUAAAGUCGUCAGACCUCCUAUCCUAUUCUGGUAUUUCUCGUUUAACGUUACUGUUAGGAUGUCACUAAAAUGAGCUAACGUAGCCUUUCAAGUUUGAUAGAGAACAGUGCUCACCCCUGAGGCAGUAGUGGUCAUAGAAAAGGUCGUAGAGUCUGAGGGUUCCAUCUCUGGUUCCAGCUCUGCUGUCACCUUCCUGCUGUGUGACGUUAGGAAGUCACCUGACCUCCCUGCCUCAGCUUCCUCAUCUUGAUAUCAGGACACUAAGACCUUCUCUCCCUGCCUCACAGGGAUGUUGUGAGGACUAAGGAAGAUGGCAUGGCGAAGAGCACUUUAAAACUGUGGCGUGGUGUUCAAAUGUGAGGUGUUGUCACAGAAGUAUCUCUAGCUGAUAGUUUCAUAGUCUCUAUUUUAGCAACAAAAAGGGAAAAUCCACUUUUAAGCUUUAUGAGAAAAAAAACCCCUUCCUCUUGAUAUAAAUUUGUGUUUGAUAAAUAUCUUCUCAGUGUUUUAUCUUCUGUGCUUAAGCAACUAUUGAAGUGUGAACGGCUUAUGCACUCGAGAGACUCAGACCGUCACUAGCUGAGGAGCAGGAAAGCCUUCUAUAAACUUGAAGGAUGUUCUUGUUUGUAUCUAACUUUGUCAUCCGAAAAUGGUGGCUAUUUUACACUUGUGCUUGUUAAAGUGUCCUUUGUAGAAUUUAAUUUCUCUAUUAAUUCUUCACCUACUCCCUCUUUACAGCCAGGAUUCAGAUUCCUCUCAGACACACUUUUCUAAAGGAGUAAUUAUUUGUAUCUUUAAAUGUUUCUAAACAGGACCUCAUCAAACAAAGCAUUUUCAACAGAAGACUUUAAAGUAUUUAUUGUGUAAUAGGAGGAGUGAAGGACACUGUAUAUCAGAAAGCACUUAGGAAGAUUAAAGGAACGACUGAGUCACAGGCUCCGCCGAGAUGAAAGUAUUAGGGGAACAUAGCAACGUUUCCCUUCCCCCUCCGUCCUUUCCAGUGCAAGUUUCUAGGUCCUGCUAAAAGCAAGUUGUUUUCUUGUCCAGGCAGGCAUCUGGCUGUUGAGUAAAUCUGAGGUUAUUCUUGAGAGUUCGCACUAAACUCUUAGGUAGUUAAGGCAGCACUUAGAACACUAACUGGGACUUUCCCUAAACUGUCCUCAUAAAAGACCAGGUAAUGAGUCAGGUCUCUGUACAGCUCUUACUGUUGGAAAGUCGCUGUCACAGACAGGAGAGGCAAAGGGCCGUGGUUAGAGCUUAGCAAAACCUUUAUUUACAGAACAGAAGGCAUACUAGAUAUGAACCAUGAGCCGCAAGCCCUCGCUCACCCUGUGAGGGAUUGUCAUGGAGAAGCCCUGUCUGUGUCCGGACCACGUUCCCCAAAGAGUUCCUCUACCUCCCAUGUCUCCCAGAUCGUGACCCCAAGGACUGCUUUCUGACUCAGUCCCUCCCCAGCUUCCUUCUGUCUUACCUUGCUGUCAGGUGACUCGUUUUCCUAGCUCACCUGUACAGAUUCGGGACAUUUCUUUUAUCGCUUUUUGGAGCGAAUGGAUUCCAAGUGUCCUUUCUGGAGACUAAGAAAAGGGUGGGCUUGCUUCUCUAAGAGUCCUGGGAGCCUGAGUCCUUAGAACAUAUAACUGUGUAAUCAAAUGAAUAGAACCACUGAGACAAUGUGUAUUUUUUACAUGUGGCAAAUGCUUUUCUUUUUUUGGCCUUUGUGCUUUUUCAGUAAUUUGACCUUAGAAAAAAAUGGUUUUUAUAUGAUAGUAAAGCAAAAUAACCACUUUGAAUUUUAACGAUAAUGUCAAUGUGUGUGUGUGUCUAUGUUUAUUUCCUACAGAAGAAGAGGUAGCUUUGUGUGUUCAGCUUGUACCAACCGUCUUCUUAUUGCUGAGAAAUGGCCACUAUUGAUAAACCUUUCUGUUUUAAAAUGUAGUGGGGAGGUUAUGUUUUGAUCUCCUCUGGCUUUAAUUUCUAGUGUCACUUGAAUAUAUCUGGUAGCAAACCUUGAAGCACCGCAUAGGAGCUGCUUCUGUGUCCCCUGAUAGUCACACAGUCCCUAACAUCCGCUGCUUCUGGCCUCCUGAGCAUUGGAUUUAAAUAUCCAAAACCCUCAAAACUCCAAGUUGCCAGCUUUUUAAACACUUGCUUUUCCCUUCUGUGCUGAAAAUCCAGAUAGCACCUAUAAUUUGGACUCUAUUGAUCUUCCUCAUUAUGUGUCCUGUUGGAAACCCCUAAAAUUGUCUGCUCCAUCAGGGAACUUACCAGAGUAUUUUGAUGUUGUAUUUGCAUAGAUGGAUAUGAAAUAGUUUAUAGAUGACAAUUCUCUUUUUUGAAUAAAAUGAAAUUUUUGAAAAAUCUAAAAGUACUAGAGAACUUAUCUAAAGCCCAGUUCCCUAAUGCAUAGCUAGUGUUUUAAUUUAUGUUAAAAUUCUGCUCAGAGACCAUCUGUGUAAGUCAUCUUGCCAGCUUUGCCAGCCAUCAUUUUCAAACAUAGCUAUGGUCCCAGGAGCCUUUAUUAUGGGAGUAUCUGGAACCUAAGACUUCUAUGAAACUUGUGUUUUAGGAACUCAAAUGCUUCUGCUUCGUGACAUACUAGUGCCAUUGCUGUCAAGUCUUCGCAUCGUUGUACCUUGGACAGAGUUGCUUUGUGCAGGGGGUGUGGGCUGGGGGAGUACAGACAGACUGCUCUGCGGGCAGUCUUCUGAGAGGAAAGACAUUCAAGGGGCUGGGUGGCCAUCUGGUCACAUUCAUCCUAUACUUUAAUGCCAUGUGGCUUGAUGACCUUUGCAGUGCUAUUUCUGGAAUGGACCCUGAUUGUUAUGACCUGUUAAAGGUGAACUCUCGAGCCAUGUAGACAUGCUGUUACAGCCUGUCCAGAGUGAGGUCAUGGGAGCAGCUCUAAGUCAGGGUCCAAUGUAGCUUAGAGACACAUACAUGGUGAAUGGCGGCUUUAGCUAAUCAUGCCCACCCCUUCCCUGCCCUCUGUCCCCUUUCCCCUCUCCUCCCCUCUCCCUGCCCUCUCUACCCACCGCUGUCAUUUAUGCUACACUGACCAACUUAAAACGACUUUGUCACAUCCCUUAGAGAGACAGUCACCCCCUUUCCUCAGCAUUCUUACAACGCUGUGCCGCUUAAGUGUUCCUGUCUGAUACCUGGAAGAAAAGCUAUACAAUCAACACUGCAGGAAGAGGGAAUGUGGCUCCACGGCUGCGUGUCCUCGUGGAACGUUUUCUUCUGCUGCUUUGAUGCUAAGGUGACUUGGUGUUUGGUGUCACCUGAGAGCUCAGAUACUGUCACCAGAAAGCCCUGGGUCAUCACCCAUCUACAGAGCUUUGCUAGCUUAAUUUUUGACAAGUUUGUAUGCGUUUUGUCUUUGGUUGCCUUGUGUUUAUUAGUCAUCGGUGUUGACAUUUCAAAUUGGAGAUAUAUAAGGUAUACUUAGGCAUUCAGUUAGCAAGAGGAAGAAAUAAAAUGGGAGCAGGCUGUUGGGAUAAGAGGAUGGGGUGUGCAGGCCUGGUUAGCACUUGGAGCUCUCUGUCUUCAGGGCAGCCCAUGGCCCUUACAUCCUGAGAACAACAGCAGCGCCACCGCAGAGAUCGCCACAAGUUCAGCAUUUUGUUGGUUUUUUAAAGAUUUAUUAACUUUAGACUUUCUCUGGGUCUGAAGCCAUUCUGGUCAGUAGAGUAAGUUCCAGGACUACAUAGUGAAACUCUGUCUUUAAGAAAAAUCAAAACCAAGAAAUAAAUUUUACUAAUUUUG
Mus musculus (house mouse) is the source of this 18495-nucleotide messenger RNA. RefSeq names its product heparan sulfate 2-O-sulfotransferase 1 (gene Hs2st1). Gene Ontology annotation, molecular function: sulfotransferase activity. NCBI's taxonomy places the organism in Eukaryota, Metazoa, Chordata, Mammalia, Rodentia, Muridae. The transcript has 7 exons. The record is from RefSeq and is a predicted model, not a curated record. Bases 12814 to 13713 code for a protein of 299 amino acids. Gene Ontology annotation, cellular component: Golgi membrane; membrane.